AACGGGCAAUGCGAGCGCACGAACCAGCAGCUCGAAGCGGCCCUCCGCUGUACCACACAGGCCCGUCCUAACACCUGGAGCGACCAGCUUCCGUGGAUAGAAUAUGCGCACAACUCUCUGCCAAACGCCUCCUCCGGAACAAGACAUUGCGGUUCCGUCGGUCCAGACGCAUAUCAAUCGUUGCUCCAGGGUUUGGGAACAGGCACGCUCCGCGCUCCUACGGGCCUCCGAGAAGUCAUGCGCCCAAUCUGACCGCCGCCGCACACCUGCGCCGGCCUAUACGGUUGGUCAAAAGGUGUGGCUCUCUUCGAAGUCCUUGCCGCUGAAGACUGAGUCGGCGAAGCUCGCCCCCCGGUUCGUAGGCCCCUUUGAGGUCAUCAAGGUGGUAAACCCCAACGCAGUGCGUCUUCGGCUCCCUGCUCAUUACCGGGUGCACCCCACGUUCCAUGUCUCCCACGUCAAGCCGGUUUCCACAAGUCCGUUGGCCCCCCCUGUUCCGCCCCCUCCACCGCCUCUGUCGGUCGACGGGCAUCCGGCCUACAGGGUGGAGCGGCUUCUGGAUGUUCGCCGCCGUGGCCGGGGGCUCCAGUACCUGGUUGACUGGGAGGGCUAUGGCCCGGAGGAGCGGUCCUGGAUCCCGGCCCGGUGGGUGUUGUCCCGCGUGCUCAUCCGGGAUUUCCACCGUGCCCAUCCCGGGGCUCUUCGUCGUGCGCCAGGUGGCGCCCGUAGGGGGGGGGGUCCUGUUAGGUCCUCUUCCCCUUCCUUUUGAGACAUGCCCACCUCCAGCAGGUGUGCAUGUUUUUACUUGAUUACAGGUCAGACGAGUGGAGCGGCCACACCUGAGGGCAAUUAACAUCAGCCAGCCUUAAAAGCCAAGCAGACGCUCCACCUCGUCGCCCGAUCAACUCGUCUGGUUCCACCGACCUGUUCUCUGCGCGCCCCUUGUCGGAUUCCACGCCUGUCUCCCUCCGAGCUCCCUUGCCUCACGCCAGCUCAACUACCCCGAGCCAAGUCACCAGCCCUCGCCACACUUUUGUGAUCACUAAUAAAAAGAGCACGCAUCUCACCCCUGUGUGUCUGCUCCGGGAUCCUCUCUUGCUCACGCAACC
Corythoichthys intestinalis (scribbled pipefish) is the source of this 1109-nucleotide messenger RNA. RefSeq lists its product as uncharacterized. The record is from RefSeq and is a predicted model, not a curated record. Bases 104 to 769 code for a protein of 221 amino acids. The transcript is spliced from 3 exons. Lineage: Eukaryota; Metazoa; Chordata; Actinopteri; Syngnathiformes; Syngnathidae.